CGCCUGCAGCUCAGCCUCAGCACUGGUUUUCGCCUUCUCCUUGUCCUCUCCCAUUGUCUUGUGCUGUCACUCAAAUAUUUGCACGAAAUUCUGACUUUCAGGUGGUGUUUAGGUUGUAAUGGCUUAAGGGCAGAAAUGUUCUUUGACGUUUUUAUUUGAUCAUGACAGCUGCAGAUUCACUGCAGCUGGUAGGGUACUUGCAGAAAUCCUUGGGUUUUCUAGCAACAGCUGUAAAUUAGUUUGGGAAACAUGACUUUGAAGUAAAACUUAAUUGGUGAAAGGCUCAUCAGAGUAGGCUUUAAAACAUGCAGGCAGCUUAAAGCAAGUGGAAAUGCUGGCAGUCAUUGUUGUGGUUUGUCUUACUAUGGACUAAGUAAUUAGAUUAGUUUGAGCUCACAUUUUGCAUUGCUCACUCUCCUGAGUCUCUUAUUAAGGAGAAAUGCACGAUUGGUUUCAAACACUUGUGCUUGUGUGACAAUUAAGUGAACGCCUCUCACUGUGCCUCCUUAUAGGAACACCAUGCAGAACAACUUGUCCUCAUGCAAAUGCAAGGACAUGCCAGUUUGUUGGAGUUCAAACUACUGCAAAAUAAAUGUGUAUUUUUUUUUUUAAAACUCUUUUUCUGAAACCAAGGCUCUUAAACUUCCUCAGUCUGGAGGAAGAGCGCCAGCUUUUUGGUUUCCAAAGGCUGUGUGGGUUUAAAGCAAACUUUUAACCUUUGUUCUUUGUGGUUGUGUAGACAGCAUAUACUUGCUAUGUUAGUCUCAUGGUAAUUUAGUGCUGGAAAAGACUUCCUGGGUCACCCAGCUCCUUGCUUUCCCAAGCAGCAUCUUACAACCCCUUUUGUGAACUUAGUCCAGCCUAAAAACAUUUACAUCUUUUCUUGCAUCUUUUCUUCUCUCCUCCUGUAGAUCAAGCCAUUACUGAAGAUGACAGAUCUUGCUGUGCAGUUAGGAACCUUCUUUUCAUUCCCAGGCUGAACAUUCAUGACAGUUUAUAGACUCAUUUGGGUUUCUGUUCCUUUAUUUCCGUUCUGCCUAAGGACUGCUGCUCAUUUUCAGUGGUUCAGCUCUUCUGCAUUCUGUAAGAGGGGGUUGUAACCCUCACCUGUGGUUUUGCUGAGUGACCCAAGUGUUGUUUAGCAGCUUCCUGAGUAGCAAUUGCUGCUGUUCUCAGUGAGAUGCCCCUCACAGAUUGUUCUCAGUCCUGGCUAAAAGUGUGUGCUGUGCUCUGGACUGCUCUGCCUGGAGGGCUUCUUCAUCACCUCCACUUCUUAUUUCAUGGAUGUCUCUGUGGUGGCCAGUUCACCUCAGUUACUCCCAAAAUUUGCUGGUGUCUCUCUUGCUGAUGCAUCACUGCCUGCAUUUCCAAACCUCCUCAGUUUCUGUUACUCUGAGCUUUGUGUCUCUGCUGUUUUGGAGCUGCCUCUGUUUCUGUGGGUGCAGAAUUAGUGCUGAGGUCGUUUUUAACAAAGUCAGAUGUUCCCAGGGCUGAUUCUUGAGGCAUGUCUUUGGUUUCCAGGCUGGUAUUUUCUUAUUCAGCAUCACCUGGGGCUGUCUCCUGCUAAGCCAGCUCCUUUGUCUGUUUUCCCAUUCCUCUGCCAAUCUCUCUUAGCCAGUAAAUCUCUUUGUGCUCUCUGAAGUCCAUGUGAGGAAGAUAUAGUAGAUUGCUCUAAAAAGAUGGCUUUUUUUGAGAACCUUGAGGUUAGUCUGGCAUAUUGAACUAUUCCCUCUUCCCCCUUUUUCUGUGUGUCACAUUAAUCCUCUUUGCUUGCAAAGCACCUUUAUAUUGGAGUCAGAAUAGGAGCCCUGGAGAGGCUGUGAUCAUUCUCCUUCCCUUUCUCCCCUGCAGUGCCCCCUCCAAUGUGCCACAUGUUUAUUAUCUCCUAUUGUUGCCUUUCAAGAGGUUUAUAAAUCCUGUUUCUUGGCCUGCAAUGAGCCUAUCUGGUUUGGAUUCUGAAACUGGGAUGAGCCAAUCCUCACAAUUUUUAUGAAGCUCUCUAAUCCCCCUCCUGCCAAUGCUCUUGUUCAGAUUAACGCCUGGGCUUUUGCCCUCAUCAUCACCCUUACCUCCCCUCUUUAAAAAUGGUGCAAAGUCAAAUUUGGUAUUUUGUGUUGUACUCUUGAUCUCUGCCCUGCCCUUGCUUGCAACCCUGUUUCUCCUUUCUCUCACAAACUGAAAAAAAAAACCUUUCAGUUUUUCUUUGUUGUUAAAUAUCUCUGUGGUGACUUAACACUGCACCAGUUCUCAUGUUUAUUCCUGGACUUUUUGGUCUCUAAGAUAGAAGUUUCCAAGUGAUGUGACCUGAAACCUGUGUCUGCUUCUGGUAUCUUUCACAAAAAAGGAUCAAAUCCAGUUGGAGUUGCUUUGAGUCUUUUGUUUGGGAUGUGUUCUUAAUAAUGAAAACACCUUCUGACUCCUGGAGAAUGCAGUGUGCAGUGAAACCCUGAAUUCAUCACCAGUUUCUUUCAGUCUUGAGUUUCAGAAGGGCAACCUGCUUUCAACUCUGCUUCUGCUUGUUUUUAUUUUGAAUGCUGAGUCUGUUACAGAUUGUGUGGUCCAAGGUUAAUUUCUGCAACCUUUGAUGUGUUCUCAUUGCAUAUGCACAACAAUGAAGGCUAUAAAUAGCAUCACUCUGUGGAGCUUCCUUAACACAAGGAAUUUGUUGCACUGUGAUAUGAAGAAAGGUUCUCUUGCACUUCAUAAAUCAGGAAACAAAUUAAUAAAUGUAAAACACUUCCAGAAGGACACUUGGCACUUACCUUUCAGCAGAAGCCCUAUAAAAUCAGCAGUUUUUGUUUUGUUGUCCCUCUGUGAUUUCCCCUCCUCCUGUCCCACCACAGCCACGUGUGCCAUCCCAUCAUCUCUGGAUGCAGCUGAUAACCUUGAAUUCCAAAUCUUUCAGUUUAUUUUGUUCCCUUUUGCUUUGUCAUGUCUGGUAUGGUUGGGCAGCAGGGCUUUGACCUUCCUGAGGCUCAGCACAGAACUGCUGCUGCAUCUCUCCCUUCAUGGGUUUCUGGUAUGCACUUAAAGCCAUAUCUCAAGUUACAGAAGAAAGAGCGAUCCCCAGAAAUAAGCCAGGAUUCCCUUCGAGGCCACCAGGGACCAGCACAAGGAGAAAAAUUCACCAACUGCACCAAACUGAGCGUUUUCCCAAAACCCUCCCUGGUGGCUCCAUCUCAGAAGCUUCUGGGGAUUAUUUAUCCAAAUACUAUGUGCAAUAUGAACGGCAAGGGCCCGGCGGACGCUCCGAGCGCGAGGGAGAAGAAGAACGCCCUGUCUGCCACGAUCCACCAGGGAGAAGAAGGGGAGGGACCUCUGGAUGUGUGGGCUGUGGUGAAACCUGGCAACACCAAGGAGAAAAUCGCCUUCUUUGCAGCCCAGCAGUGCAGCGGCGGCGGCAGCACCCGCACGGGCUCCAUGAAAAUCAAGAGCACGUGGGACAUCGACGGGAGGACGGCCAAGCGCAGGAAAAAAUCGGUGGAUCUUAAAAAAGCCAAAAUCCAACUGGAAAGAAUGAGGGAGGCCAACUCCAGGUGCUCGCAGGCGGAGCCGUUCGCCUGCGGCGUCGAGCACUGCUCGGUGCACUCGGGCGGCGACGGCGCCGAGGGCGCCUUCCCGGGCCGCUCGCUGUCCGUCAUCGAGAUGGUGGCGUUCCUGGAGCAGCGGGCCAGCGCCCUGCUGGUGGACUGUGCCAAGAGCUGCACGGGCGCCAGGCUGAGCCCCCAGCCCAGGCCCGCCGUGCCCGGCCCCGAGCCCCCGUGCCCGGGCGGGCCGUGCGAGGCGGAGGCGCAGGGCGAGCCCGUGCGCGUGCUGGACAUGGUGGCCAGGCUGGAGUCCGAGUGCCUGCGGCGGCAGAGCGAGGCCGGGAGCCUCUCCCGCAACAACAGCUUCCGCAGGAACGUGGGCAGGGUGCUCCUGGCCAGCGGCACCCGGCCCGAGGGGCACCUGGGCAAGGGGGGCCCGCCCCAGGGACAGGCAGGGGUGGCAGGGGAUGGGUACGGGGGUCGCUGCGGUGACACCGAGCUCUGGGAUGGCGGCGCCUCUGCCCCGCAGCCGUUUCCUUCAGGGCUGGAUUCCCGGGUGGGGAAUGUGAGUUCGGGGCUUGCCCAGGCGGUGUUGGCCAUGACAGCUGGCAGGAGUGACGCUGACACGCGGAUGGAGCCCCCCAGGGCCCUGCUGGCCCCCUGUCCCGCUGCUGCUGCCCGGCUGCCACCGGAUCCCCUGCAGAGCACGAGCGCGACUGUUGAUUGUACGUCCAAGGAGCCUGGAAUUUUCCCAAAGCAUCCUGCUAGGAAGGAGCCCUUGUGCAUCAGUAUAUCGGUCAGCAAGACAGAGGAAGGGUGCAGGAAGGAGAAGCUCUCUGGUUCUGGUGAGGAUUCGCUCCCAGGGAGGCUGUUUUUCCUCCAGGGUGAGCAGCCUGCUGCUCAGGAGCAGCAGCCACGGUGGGAGGGUCCCCAGGAGAAGCCAGGGGAAGUAGCCCAAAACGAGGAUGAGGAUGCUCUGGCAUCUGGUAGCUCGUGUGUCAGCAGCAGUGUCCCUAAAGAGCCAUCAGCCCCUUCUGUCCCUGCCACAGAAGGAGCUUUGCAAGUACUUGAUGCCUCCUGCCUAAAGCGGCAGGUUUCUCAUGACUUUCUGGAGACCAGGUUUAAAAUCCAGCAGCUUUUGGAGCCUCAGCAGUACAUGGCCUUCUUGCCUCACCACAUCAUCGUGAAGAUCUUUGGGUUGCUUCCCACCAGGAGCCUGGUUGCCCUGAAAUGCACUUGCUACUACUUCAAGUUCAUCAUUGAGUACUACAACAUCAGGCCGGCCGACUCGCGCUGGGUGCGCGACCCUCGCUACCGGGAGGAUCCCUGCAAGCAGUGCAAGAAGAAAUACGUCAAGGGGGACGUGUCCCUGUGCAGGUGGCACCCCAAGCCCUACUGCCAGGCUCUGCCCUACGGGCCUGGCUACUGGAUGUGCUGCCACCGCUCCCAGAAGGGCAUCCCUGGCUGCAAGCUGGGCCUCCAUGACAAUCACUGGGUCCCCGCCUGCCACAGCUUUAACCGCGCCAUCCACAAGAAAACCCGAGGAGCUGGAGCAGAGGUGGAAGAGGAAUAUUAGUGCACAAACACUUUCCUGCAAGAUUGAGAUUGGGAGAGGAGGAGGAGAUUCUCAUGCCUUGUGCUGUUUACAGUGUAUAUAAUUGUCGUGAUUAUUUUUUUUUUUCCCCCCACAGGGCUAUGAAACUGCACAUACUCAAACACAAGAGCCUUUACCUUUUAGAUUAAAAGAGAGCUUUUAGUCCAUCUCUGUAAAUAACACUAUAAAAACUAAUUGUACAUACAGAGUCUACAGCUGGCUGAACAAGGUAACCCCUACAAUGCAGCUAUCCCAGUGUUGCGGCUAUAGGUGUGUGUGUUUUUAAGUGUCUUGUUUCAAAAUCUGUAUAUCCUGUAUAAUAUAUGAAUGUUUCUGAGAAGAAACUCUAAAUAGGUAAAGGUCAACUUGUUUAAAGAAGCUGCAGACAACUUAACUGGACAACCUGAAACUUAGACUAUAGAACAGAUCCAUUAUAGUAGCGUGGCAGUGGAUUAAAAAAAGAAAAGAGAGGAAUAUUAUUGUAUAGUCAGAAUAUAAAAAAAGUUCUUGUCUACCUUACCCAUGUUGUCUGGUUGGGUUUUUUUUUUUUUUACACAUAAAUAAAAUGUGCAUUCUAGAUCUGCCUUACCAGACUUUCUCUUGUAAGACUUUUGCCCCAAAAUAAAAAAAUGCUGUAAAACA
Melospiza melodia melodia is the source of this 5763-nucleotide messenger RNA. RefSeq names its product F-box protein 34 (gene FBXO34). The transcript is spliced from 2 exons. Bases 2932 to 5103 code for a protein of 723 amino acids. The record is from RefSeq and is a predicted model, not a curated record. Gene Ontology annotation, molecular function: protein binding. NCBI's taxonomy places the organism in Eukaryota, Metazoa, Chordata, Aves, Passeriformes, Passerellidae.